CAAUCUCGCGCGCCCUCUCUGCUCCCGGCCCUGUCCCUGUCCCUGCGGCCGUGCGCGUUCGGGAAGGAGGAGGAGGGAGCCGAAGGCGUCGUCUUCGGAGCUCGCGCCCGUUACCUCAGGUUGGUGGACACAAGAGUUAGUUACACUACGACUUGCUGUUCUCAGAGCACCGGGAACGUUGAAAUUUGAAGUAGAAAUUAUUGUGUGUAAGCAAGAGCCGGCAACAGCACAUGCUGGGUGCACAAUGACUAAAGUUUGAGUGAGAUUUCACCAGAUAGCAGAAGUGCUUGAUAUAAAAGUAAGAUGGGCGACGAGUACCAGUGCGAGUCUGAUGAUGAGGUCGCACCACCAAUGUGGCCUAACGUAGGGGAUGCACACCAGAAGCAGUUCAAAAUGGAGAAACUUGGAAAGGACGACGAUGCACUCAAUGAUGUUGAGUUUCGUGAGCAGCCUGCUCGUGCGGAUCUCCACCGGCUAAAGGAAAUUGCAAGCUCUGAGAAAGGCGCUUCUCAAAUGCAAUACUUUGUAAAGCAUUGGGAAUAUAAGCGGGCUAGUAAUGCUCUGCUUUUGAGCGAAGAGCUUGGCCGUCUCUCCCAACAGAGAAAAGAGAUUGAAGAAAAGAAGCAACAAAUCUUGGAGGAGCAGCGAUUUCAGGAUGAAAAUUAUUAUGCUGCGAAGAGGCAAGUACCAAUACUGGAUGAAGUUUACAAGAAUGAAUGGAAGCGUCCGAGCAAAAAGACUGAUGACCAUUCUCGUAAUCAAGAGCUUAAAAUAGAUGCAGAAUACAACACUAUUUCCUAUUGGAAAGAGCGAGCGAUGCGGUUAGAAGAAGCGCUUGAGGCAAGCCUGGAAAGGGAGCGUGCAUUGGAGGAAAAGUUGGAGGAAGAUAUAAAGAAUCUUCAGUCACAUACACCGGUGGAGGAAUUCUCUGGAAUGUUAAAACGGGCUGAUUACUUCUUGCAUUUGGUUCUCCAAAGUGCUCCUAUUGUAAUUGCUCACCAGGAUGCUGACUUGCGGUACCGUUUCAUAUUUAAUCACUUCCCAACACUUGCUGAUGAGGAUGUUAUUGGUAAAACCGACCAUGAGAUAUUGUCAGGUGAGGGUAUAGAUGAAAUGAAUAAUGUCAAGAGGGAGGUUAUGGCCAAGGGUAUACCAACUAAGAGAGAGUUUGUAUUUAACACUCCAUUGUUUGGAGCAAAGACUUUUGUGACAUACAUUGAACCAGUAUUCAGCAAAUCUGGGGAAACAAUUGGUGUGAAUUAUGUUGCAAUGGACAUAACAGACCAGGUCAAAACAAGGGAGAAAAUGGCGGAUAUAAGGGUGAGAGAAGCUAUCCAAAAAGCCAAGGAAACAGAACUUAGCAGAUCUCUGCACAUUACUGAGGAAACUAUGAGAGCAAAACAAAUGCUAGCCACCAUGUCCCAUGAGAUCAGAUCUCCCCUUUCAGGGGUUCUUAGCAUGGCUGAAAUUCUUGCAGCUACUAAACUGGAUAAAGAGCAAUAUCAGUUGCUAGAAGUUAUGUUAUCUUCUGGAGAUCUUGUAUUGCAAUUGAUCAAUGACAUCCUCGAUCUUUCCAAAGUGGAGUCAGGAGCUAUGAAACUAGAGGCUACGACAUUUAGACCAAGGGAAGUAGUUAAACACGUACUCCAAACUGCUGCUGCAUCUCUGAAGAAGGAAUUGACCCUUGAAGGAUUUAUAGGAGAUGAUGUUCCAUUGGAGGUCAUUGGUGAUGUGCUAAGGAUUAGGCAAAUUCUGACCAAUUUAAUCAGCAAUGCAGUGAAGUUUACACAUGAUGGGACGGUUGGGAUAAAACUUCGUCUUGUAGAUAAGCAGCAAGCAGGAUGUGAAAUAGAAAAUGGGCAACUUCAUAUGAGAGCCCAUCCUGCAAGCUCAGUUACUACUGCAGCAGAAAAUUCUGCUGCCUCUCCAAGAAACUGUGAUAAAGAUGCUUCGCGUUGCUCCAGUCGUGAAGAUGUUUGUCAGAAUGGUGUUGUAUCAAAUGAAAAUUUUAGGGAGUACCAUGCGGGAGAAGUUGUUUGGCUUCAGUGCGAUGUACAUGAUACUGGGAUCGGAAUACCAGAGAAGGCACUGCCGUGCCUGUUCAAGAGGUAUAUGCAAGCCAGUACGGACCAUGCAAGAAAAUAUGGUGGAACAGGGCUGGGCCUUGCGAUCUGCAAGCAGUUGGUGGAGUUGAUGGGUGGUACUCUAACUGUGGUUAGCUAUGAGGAUGAAGGAUCAACAUUCACAUUCAUGAUACCUUGCAAAAUUCCUGCAAAAGAGGAGAACAGUGAUGAUCCUGAUGAUGAGGCCAGUACUCGUAAUAAUCUCACUAUCAAUGAUAUAGAAGGAUCUUUCGUUUUCAAGCCGAAAGUGCGCCCUUCUCUCCUGUCUUCUGGAGUUCCAAUAAUGAACAACACCAAGUUCUUUGGCAGCAAUCUUAUGUGCUAUGAUUCUACUAAUGUAAUAGAGGAUCAUAAACCAUUCUCCAAUGGUUUCAUAUCGACGGAAGAUAAUUCUGGAAAGUGUGCCCCUGCUGCUAGUCAAUCAAAUGGUCCAAAUGUUAGCAGCAUAGAUGAAGAAAAAAAUGAUUGUUCAAUGGUCUUUGAACUGAAUAGUCAAGCUGAACGGGUUUCCAGUUCCCGAGCCGACACAACAUCAGUUUCAGGGGCUGGCAUUCAGGAGGGAAGGAAAGCAUGCAAAGCUCUUGAAGAAAACUCACUUAACAAGAAAUCCAAGUGUUCUCCAAGUAGCAGCAAGGCAAAGAUCCUCCUCGUCGAAGAUAACAAAGUCAAUAUAAUGGUGGCAAAAUCAAUGCUGGUGCCGCUGGGCCAUGGAAUAGACAUAGUAAAUAACGGACUGGAAGCAAUCCGUGCAGUACAGCGCCAUCAAUAUGAUAUUAUCCUGAUGGAUGUUCACAUGCCAGUAAUGGAUGGCCUACAAGCCACUAAAUUGAUCCGUUGCUUUGAAAAUACUGGCUGUUGGGAUGCUUCUGUAAAGCCUGAAGACAAUGAGAUGAUAGCUAACUCAGCUAUUUCAUCUGAUUGUGUGCAAGACAAGAAAGGGAAGAGAGUACCUAUAAUUGCGAUGACAGCAAAUUCAUUCGCGGAGAGUGCUGAUGAGUGCCUUGCUGCAGGCAUGGAUUCCUACAUAUCUAAGCCAAUGAACUUCCAAAAAACAAAAGAGUGCCUGCAGCGCUAUUUGUUGUCUCAGUAACUAACCAAUUGCUGUAAAGUGUAGGAAGGUGAUCCUGGAGCUGCUGCAUAAAGAUUUGGCCCUGCUUUUUGGCGGUGUUUAUUCCUGCUCCCUGCGAGUGCUGGUGUCACUAGCAGCAGUGAAAGGGGUGCGCUGAAAGGGACCUGACAAAUGCCAUGGAUAAUGCUCCUCCCCUUUCUUUAGGUAAGGGGAAAGGGGUUUUUCCUGGGAAGUGCUGGUGCAGACUGCAGAGCAGUUGAGCACAAGGGCUGCCGCGAGUUGGAGGGGCCGAUGCACCGUACUACCACCGAACAGGCUUGUGGGCGACGGCGCGGUCGCUGUCACGCGUUGUGCUCGCGGCCUCGGUUCGUCAUCUCGACAGCGACCGGUCGUGGGAAAGAGCUGGUACAGAUCAGCACAGCCAUUCCUACCGGCCGGCGACGGGCGAGGUUCAGCUGCAGUAUGGCGCCACCAUCUUCUUCAGGUACCAAAAGGGGGGCACAAGUUGAUGAUGAUGAUGAUGGCAUAAUGCGCCAGUGGAUGGAUUGUGGAUUAUGGAUCUGGCCCUCUUGUGCUCUGCCUGAUGAGCAAAGCAGCCCUUCUGCAACAUGUGCAACCGCCACCCUAUUCUGGAUGAUGUUUUGUCUGACCCCAAAACAAGAAGCUGAAACCUGAAUGGAUAUUUCUUCAGGCUGCUGGCUGGCUGGGUGGUAUCCUCUGAGGCAUCGGAUGCUCGGUCACUCAUUCAUCAUGAUCAGGGAGAACUCGCCGGGAAGUCGCCGGACAGAGCAUAUCACCCCCUUUCGCUUUGCAUCUGCUACAGUCUCGGAACACCUGAGCACUGUUUACCGUGGGGAGGUUCUCAUUCCUGCAUCCCGGCAAAACACAGCAACACCGAAUCUGCAGCCCCUAGUAGAGUGAUAAAGUUCAGCCGCCGGGACAUGCACAAUUGGCAUCGCGCCGUGGAUUAAAUUCGGUCAGUGGACCGUCGACGCCGACACACGUCGUCGUCGCGGCAGAUGCGUGGCCGUGCUCUUAGAACAAGUAAAUCGUCGAGGCGGAUUUUGGUGGCCGUGUGUGCUUGAGAUCGAUGUUGUCAUCCUCAUCCAGGAUGACCGUGGAGCAACCGAAGACGGUGCGGCGAGAUGCGCUCGCUGGGUGUUAUUCGGGCGACACGCUGGGACGGCGACGGGACGCGGAUUCAGUACAUACACCGAUGGAGAAUGGUGUUCGAUGGGGGUCUCGGUCUCGCGUUCACGUCGUAUGAUUCCUCGCCACAACUGGGCGAGGCAUGUUGGGUUUACUGCUGCAGCACUACCUGGAGCUCUCUCUGCGUGCUCGAGUCGGCACGCUCUCCCCUCGACAGUGAUAUGCUCUCUCCUGGCUCUCCAGCGCUCCAUGGAAUCUCACUCUCUAAACUUUCUCUCCUCGCAGAGUGGAUUUUGUGGGCAUGGGGUCCCACAGUCCGCAGGAUAUGCUCUGGUGUGUUACCUACGGUCCGGUAAUAGUUGUCGUUUUCGAUAAGGACAGUUAGCAGAAAGUAUUGUUGGUCCUAGUCGCUUGUGUGACCAUCAAGUAAACCAUUUACAUCACAAAAUCACACAACAUUAUGUGUUUGUACUAUCUUGAUUGGUUUC
Messenger RNA from Aegilops tauschii subsp. strangulata, 4829 nucleotides. The record is from RefSeq and is a predicted model, not a curated record. NCBI's taxonomy places the organism in Eukaryota, Viridiplantae, Streptophyta, Magnoliopsida, Poales, Poaceae.